Messenger RNA from Mesorhabditis spiculigera, 2265 nucleotides. NCBI's taxonomy places the organism in Eukaryota, Metazoa, Nematoda, Chromadorea, Rhabditida, Rhabditidae. The record is from the annotation of a GenBank genome assembly.
AUGCUGUUCGUCUACCUGCUCGUCCUCGUCCUUAACACCGGCGGAAUGAACGCCGCGAACACGACAAUGACUGCAGCGAUGUGUAAUAAGGAGUCCCCCGACUGCGAAGAUUGUGUGAAGAAGUGGACGUUGUGCCCGGGAAAAGACGGUGUACUCCUUUGCACCCUGAAGCAGUAUCUCGUCGAUCCCGAAUCGGCAGAUUGCGAAUUCCUUGAUUGUCCCGUUGGUGAACUACCGAGUCUAGUCGGUUACAAACGCACUUGCGUCCCGCGCAAUCGCAUGACUAAUGGCACUCUCCCCACGGGUUGGUGGUGGGACGGCUGCAUCUAUGACUACUACAUCAACUGCGGCAACUACGUGCCAGUUUGCCUGAACGCCGCUACAAUCACGGCAUACAACGCGAGCGCGGGAGGCUGCAUCAACGAAGGCUGCCCUCCUGCGACGCACCCGUGCAAAGGAGAAAACGGAACGGAAUGCAUUGCCUAUGACGACCUGAAGUCGACCCGCUACAAGAAAGGAGGAGAUGUGUGUGUCCUUGCUACAGCCGAGGAGAAGGCAGCUGCAAGGCCUACUGUCCCACCCGCUGCCCAGGAGAAGACGGAGCCAAAAGAAACAUCGCCAGCCUCGUGCCCAUCUUGCUACCUCGUCAACUCCGUCUUCAUCGUCCUUGCCAUAAGAACACAAUUAUUACACAGCACUUUCAUGGCGUGCCCGGGAAAAGACGGGACGUUGCUGUGCACUGUGAAGCUCGGGCUCGUCGACCCCAAUGCUGCAGUAUGUGACUUCAUAGGUUGCCCGAUGGGCCAGGCAUCGGUCAGAAUCGGCCGCAACCAGAGUUGCAUUCCGCUCAAUCGCCUAACUAACGCUACACUCCCGAAUGAUUGGUGGUGGGAUGGUUGCCUUUACCCUUUCAACGUCAACUGCGGCAACUAUGUGCCGGUCUGCGUCAAAGCUAGUUCGCUUCAAGAAUACAACACCACCCUGGGAGGAUGUGUUAAGGAAGGCUGCCCUCCCACGACGCACCCGUGCAAAGUAGAUGGCGGAACGGAAUGCAUUGCCUACGACGAUCUGAACAGCGUGGCAUCUGGCAUGCUGUUCGUCUACCUGCUCAUCCUCGUCCUCUACACCGGCGAGCUCAGCGCCGAAAAUACGACUCUUUCUACAGACGUGUGCCCAAAGGAUAGCGACGCGUGUAAAGGUUGUACGGGCUCGUGGGUAGCCUGUCCCGGGAAAGACGGUGCCCCGAUCUGCUCCAAGAAGUACAAUCAGGUCGAUCCCAAAGGGUCGAUCUGUCAAUACAAAGAAUGUCCGGUUGGCGAAGGCCAGAUCGUUGUGGGGAAGGGUCUCCUUUGCGUCCCGUUCAAACACUUCGUAAAUGGCUCUCUCCCGGGAUCCUAUUUAUGGGAAGGUUGCCAACAAAAAGCGCAAAUCAACUGUGGUACCUGGACUCCGAUUUGCUUCUAUCCCGACCUUGUGAUGAGCUACAACGAUAGCCUGGGUGGUUGUAUCAUGGAAGGCUGUGAGCCGACAAAGCUCAGUUGCAAAACGGCAAACGGAACUGAAUGCAUUGCCUUUGACGAUCUCAAGUCGUCCUUUAUGCAAUCAGAUGGAAGCUACAAUUGCACCCGUGCCACAGCUGAAGACAAGGCUGCCGCGAGGGCUACCUUGCCACCGGCUGCCGACGAAAAGACCGAGCCAAAAAAAACGUCGCCAGCCUCUCGUUCAUCUUGGCUUCUCUCCGUCGGUGACCACGACAGCUGCCAGCUCGUCAACCCCAACGAGUUGUCGAACCUGAAGCCGGCGAAGGAGUGCGCGGGAAUGAAGAACACGUUGGCCUGUUGGGCGGCCAACGACGACUACACGUGCAUCGGAUUCGAGCGGAUCAACUCGAUGACCGUCGACAAGCAGAACAAGACCAUCUGCACAUUUGCCAAAUGCACCGGAGAAGAUGCCCUCUUGUGCAGCGCCGAGUGCCAAUCCAUCCACGAGGUCAAGAGGGUGCUGCCGGGGGGAGAGUGCGAAUUCCGCACCCUCCGCCGUGGCCAGAUCAUCAUGAUCAUCUCGUGCUCCAUCAUCGGAACCGUGGGAGCGAUCGCUAUUGUGGUCUUGCUCACCCGCGCCAUCAUCCUCCAGAAGAACCGGAACAAGCCGAUCGAACAUCGCCCAUCCAGCAUGGAGAACAAGCACCAGGACGGUGACAGCAACGAGAAGCGCCCGUUCCUGCCAUCCAAGAACCCGAAGGCCUUCAACGAGAAGCCCCAAGUC